This is a messenger RNA of Brassica napus (rape), 3545 nucleotides long. Its product is annotated as probable disease resistance protein RPP1. Gene Ontology annotation, biological process: defense response; signal transduction. Bases 155 to 3400 code for a protein of 1081 amino acids. The transcript has 4 exons. The record is from RefSeq and is a predicted model, not a curated record. Lineage: Eukaryota; Viridiplantae; Streptophyta; Magnoliopsida; Brassicales; Brassicaceae. Gene Ontology annotation, molecular function: protein binding; ADP binding; ATP hydrolysis activity.
AAGAUAACUUUAUUUCCAUUAGUUUCUCUCUUCUAAGUGUGAACAUUGUCAGUCAAUAUCGUCAACGUUUUCUCAUUAUAUACACAAAACUCUUUGUAAAUCAUUACCCUCUCUUAAAUCUCUGUGAUCUAUACAUCUUCUCUCAAGCGUAGUAAUGAAUCUCUUUGCGACAGUUACUUCUACUACCAUCUUUACGCUUUUGUGUAGUAGAAUCUUUUCUAUUGUUUAUGGAAAGUUCAGAGUUCAAGAAUCUUCUUCUUCAUCAUCUCCACCAUCUCCCCAGUCGUCUUUGCCUAUACACGAUGUCUUCCCGAGCUUCCACGGAGCGGAUGUCCGUAAAUCUUUUCUCAGUCAUCUUCUCAAGGAGUGUGGGAUCAAAGGAAUCAACCUGUUCAUCGAUAACGAGAUCACUAGAGGAGAGUUCAUCGGCCCUGAGCUCAAGAAGGCAAUCCAAGGAUCAAGAAUUGCGAUUGUGUUGCUCUCGAAAAGAUACGCUUCUUCAUCCUGGUGUCUUGACGAGUUAGUGGAGAUUAUGAAGUGUAAGGAAGAUUUAGGUCAAACGGUGAUGCCAGUUUUCUAUGAAGUGGAUCCAAGUGAUGUCAAGAAGCAGACCGGUGACUUUGGGAAAGUCUUUAAAAAAACUUGUAAAGGUAAAAGAAAUGAGGUUACUAGGAAAUGGAGUGAAGCUCUAGCAAAAGUGGCCACCCUCGCUGGUUACCAUUCAAAGAACUGGGAUAAUGAGGCAAACAUGAUCGAAGAUGUUGCCACUGAUGUUGCAAACAAGUUGUUUAACUCCACGCCGUCAAGAGAUUUCGACGAAUUCAUUGGGAUGGAAGCUCAUAUGAACAAGAUUUCGCGUGUUUUACGCACAGAUUUGGAUGAAGUGAGGAUGAUAGGGAUUUGGGGGCCGGCUGGGAUUGGCAAGACCACCAUUGCUAGGUGUCUGUUCAAUCAACUAUCCCAUUCGUUUCAAUACAGUGUCUUUCUGAUGAAUGUCAAAGCAAUGUAUACGCCACCGGUUUGUUCGGACGACUACAAUGUGAAGUUGCUUUUGCAGCAAAAGUUUCUCUCUCAGCUACUCAACCAGAAUGAGGAUCUCAAGAUUUCUCACUUGGGAGUUGCACAAGAAAGACUGAAUGACAAGAAAGUUCUUGUUGUUCUUGAUAACGUUGACCGGUUAGUACAACUAGAAGCCAUGGCCAAAGAAACUGGGUGGUUUGGUCAUGGAAGUCGGAUUAUCGUUACAACGCAAGAUAGAAAGAUUCUGAAGGCACAUGGGAUCACUGAUAUUUACAAGGUUGAUUUUCCAUCAAAUCGUGAGGCUAUUCAGAUGUUUUGUAUGUAUGCUUUUGGUCAAAAGUCCCCUGAAGUUGGUUUUGAGAACCUUGUAUGGGAAGUAACAAGACUCGUCGGUAAACUCCCUUUGGGACUAAGGGUUAUGGGAUCUCAUUUUCGUGGAAUGUCCAAGCAGGAGUGGGAGAAUGAACUACCAGAGCUAUGGAGAUGCCUUGAUGGAGAAAUUGAGAGCAUUUUGAUGUUCGGUUAUAACGCAUUAUCUUAUGAAAAUAAAGAUUUGUUUCUUCACAUAGCCUGCUUUUUCAACAAUGAGUGGAAAGAGAAAGUGGUAGAGCAUCUUUCAACGAGAUUUUCUAAUAUGAGGCAACGGCUUAACGUCUUAGCCGAUAAGUCUCUCAUAUCUUUGAAACGGGGAGAUGUGAUUAUGCAUGAUCUGCUAGUCCAGCUGGGUAGAGAUAUUGUCCGCAAACAGUCCAGUGAGCCUGGACAACGCCGGUUUCUGGUCGAUAAAAGAGAGACUUGUGAAGUACUGGCUGAUGAUGCAGCGGGUAGUGGAAAUGUUAUUGGCAUAAAGUUUGAUGGAGACGAAAUAAAUGUGAGUGAGAGAGCCUUUGAAGGAAUGUCUAAUCUCCAGUUCUUAAGAUGGGAAGUGGAACGUGAUGGUGGAGGAGAUACAUUUCCAAACUAUUUAUCUCGUAAACUUAGAUUACUAGAUUGGAGCUAUUUUCCGAUGACAUGUUUGCAUUGUAUUCCCAACCCAGAGCUCCUCGUGGAACUAAUCAUGUAUCGCAGCAAACUUGAGAAGUUGUGGGAAGGAACUAAACCGCUUACUAAUCUCAAGUGGGUGGAUUUGAGGUAUUCAGAAAAUUUGAAGGAUGUUUCUAAUCUCUCAACUGCCACUAGUCUAGAGGAAUUAAAUCUCACAGGAUGUUCAAGUUUAGUGGAGCUUCCAUCUUCUAUUGGGAAUGCCAUUCAUCUCAAAAAGUUGGAUCUCAGUGGAUGUUCAAGUUUGGUAGAGCUUCCUUCCUCUAUUGGGAAUGCAAUAAGAAACCUCGAGGAUUUGGAUUUUAGUGAUUGCUCAAGUUUAGUGAUAGUCCCUUCCUCUAUUGGAAACGCCACUAAUCUCAAGCGUUUGGAUUUUAGAAGAUGCUCAAGUCUUGUGGAGCUUCCUGCCUCUAUUGGAAACCUCCAUAAACUACACUCUUUGAUUUUGAGAGAAUGUUGCAAGCUGGAGGUUCUUCCAGUCAACAUCAACUUGAAAUCUCUGAGUGAACUUGAUCUCACUGAUUGCUCCUUGAUGCAAGGUUUUCCUGAGAUCUCGACAAACAUCGAAUCUAUGUAUCUCACUGGAACUGCGAUUAAACAAGUGCCUUCAUCGAUCAGCUUGUGGCCUCGUCUAUUUGACUUGCAUAUGUCAUACAGCGAGAACCUCAAGGAUUUCCCUCAUGUUCUUGACACCAUGACAGUUUUGGUUAUGAGCAACACAGAAAUACAAGAGAUUUCUCCUUGGAUCAAGAGAAUCUCUCGUCUUCGUCGACUUGUACUCGACGGAUGCAAGAAGCUUUUGUCACUCCCACAGCUUCCAAGUUCAUUAUCAGAGCUAGACGCAAAAGAUUGUGAGUCUCUGGAGAGACUAGACUGCUCCUUUGUUAAUCAAAAGAUUGAUCUCAACUUCGCCAACUGCUUCAAACUGAAUAAAGAAGCGAGAGAUGUCAUCAUCCAGACGUCGACUAAUUAUAUAACGAUCUUACCAGGUAAUGAAAUGCCUGACUACUUCAAUUAUCAAGCUAAUGGAGGUUCCCUAGUAAUAAAGUUGAACGAGAGGCCUUCACCUUCACCAAUGAUAUGGAAGGCUUGCAUAUUGCUAAACGGUGAAGCUGGUAUAGGAAAAACGGUGUAUGUACAUCAUGGGAUCAAACAGAAUAGCCUCGAUGUCCGGUGCAGUCCAGGAAACCGCACUCUGUUUUUUCCUUUAACGGAACAUCUGUACAUCUUUGAACUCGAAGCAGACGUGACUUCAGACGAACUUUGCUUUGAGUUUAAGGUCGACAGAGACGAAUGGAUGAUAAAAGAAUGUGGAGUGCAUUACCUUAAUACAAGUUGAAAGGUUGAUACAUGUAAUGUUGUAUUUUUUGUGUAUUGAUUAUCAAUCAUCCUGUUGUGGUGGGUUAUGACUUAUGAGUAGUUACUUAUACGAGGAACCAAUUCUCUCAUAAUUAUCCUUUUAACCGAGCAUAAAAUCAGAAUUA